Molecule: messenger RNA, 1516 nt
Organism: Daphnia pulex (common water flea)
Lineage: Eukaryota; Metazoa; Arthropoda; Branchiopoda; Diplostraca; Daphniidae
Product: EF-hand domain-containing family member C2-like
Exons: 9
Coding region: 224-1483 (419 amino acids)
Biological process (GO): mitotic cytokinesis; cilium-dependent cell motility; mitotic spindle organization
Cellular component (GO): axoneme; mitotic spindle
Molecular function (GO): alpha-tubulin binding
Source: RefSeq, a predicted model, not a curated record
UUUCGGCUGUAGACUCUACACACACAUAACACACAUCAGUUGGUUGGACAAGUCAUCCGGAGAAAGUUUUCCUCCAAUCCCGUCCCGAUUAUUUCUUCUUCUUCUUUUGAUCAGGAAAAAAACUCAAAUUAAAUUGUGUUAAAUUUGACCUAUUGCAGCGUGAAUAAUCGUGUUUGAUUUUGAACGAGACACCGAUUUCAAUAGGAAGAAAAAGAAUCAAAGGAUGUUGCCGGGAAUCGGCCAAAAGACCAUCAAGUCCAACUAUCGCAAAUGUCAAACGCUUCACUUCCACGACGGAGUGCCUCUGCCUAAAGCCAGCAGCAGCAGCAGCACGUCGUCAUCAUCCGGAAACUUCAUCCCGCCGUCUCCGGAGGAUGACUAUGACUACGAUCUACAUCGAUUCCGGCCGCCUCAACUUGUCGCUGCCAGAUCGGCCGUUCAUUUCGAACGUGAUUCCAAACACAUGGAUCGUGAGCUGGCUGGUUUAUCACCGCCAAUCUAUCCUCCUUACAAGGCGGAUGCCAGCCGACCGUUUAUACCCAAAACGGUCCUCUACGACCGACUGACUCUGCGCUUCGAUGGGUUCUACUUUGAGGAUUCGCUUGCCUGGGGCUAUUCCCGCAGGGCCGUCCACCCGGUCAAGUUGUGUUACUAUCUGGAGGACGACACGAUCUCGGUUCACGAGCCCGUCACUCCGAAUUCCGGGCGUCCGCAAGGGAAACUUGUCCGCCGCCAUAAAGUUCUCAAGUCCGGUCACGAAACGAAAGAUGAAGACGGACGUGGUGGUGCUGGACGAGACGACGAGAGCCCUGACAAAUACUGGCACUGGAAAGAUUUGAAUGUGGCGUCAGACGUUGACAUCUUUGGACGUCGAUUCCGGCUGACCAACUGCAACCAAUGGACCAGAGAAUUCCUGAUGAGCGCCGGAAUACAAGUCAACGCGCCGGAAGACGUGCCGGAAUCGCAUCCGCCUUUGAAGAAUAAGAACGACGCCGCCGCUGCGGCCUCACGAUCCCGUUCUGCACCGCAGCGACGAAACCAUCCGCUGAAAAAGUUUCUAGAACACGACGGCCAAAUUCUCAGAUUCGGCUGCGUCUGGGACCGGCGCAAUGAAGAGAACGUAGGGCUGGAUGAGCGACUGAAACCGUACGUGAUGCGCUACUUCCUGGUGGACGACACGAUCCAGAUCACCGAUGCGGAAUUCGAGAGCAAUCAAAAGCGAGGCCUGUACAGCUCCAACCGAGCCCAGGAGGCGGUUCUGUUGCGACGCCAGAGAUUACCCAAAGAACCGAGACCCAUCAUGACAUCGCCAGCCGAUGCGGCUGACAUCACCUUCUACGACCCGCAGGAUUUGAUGCUGGCCAAUGUCAUUUCUGUUCACGGUCGACGGUUCGUGUUGGUGGAAACGGGCGACGACUUUACACGAUCUUUUUACCGCAAUCAUUUCGAUGUCGUCGACUUCACUCCCGUACAAUUGGAUUAAACACGUUCUUCGAAUUUUUUGACAUUGAAACAC